AUGGCAGAACACAAUGAAAUAUUGUUGAAAAAAAUUCAGGAGCAGGGAGAUUUAGUGAGAAAGCUGAAAGCAGAAAAGGAAUCAUCCGAGAAGGUUAUAAACGAGUAUUCUAUUCAAGAUCUCGGUGAAUUUGACAAAUAUAUCUCCCAGUACAGCUAUAUCAAUGGUUAUACGCCUAGUAAAUUAGAUUUCGAAGUUUAUAAUAAUCUAAAAAACGUAGAUUUAAUGAGAUAUCCGUACGUUAAGCGUUGGUGGUGCCAUAUGAGGAGUUUCAGCAACUCUGAAAUAACGCAACUUCCUUUUAUGAAACCUCCAGAUGCUGUAAAAUUAAUUUUAAAUACCAACCAGAACCGUGACCAAAAGAUUAAAGAAGAAGUCGCUAAGUUAUUGGCUUUAAAAGCCCAGCUCACCAAUGAUGCGCCGCCACAAAAAUUUGUUCUCAAGACACCUAAAGGUACGAGGGACUAUAACCCACAACAGAUGGCCAUAAGGAAUAGCGUUCUGCAAAAAAUUAUAUCAGUAUUCAAGAAACAUGGCGCAGAAUGUAUUGAUACCCCUGUCUUUGAGUUGAAGGAAGUAUUAACCGGCAAAUACGGCGAAGACUCCAAGUUGAUUUAUGAUUUGAAAGAUCAAGGCGGUGAGAUUCUUUCAUUGAGGUACGACCUUACAGUCCCACUAGCGAGAUAUCUGGCUAUGAAUAAGAUUAAUAACUUGAAGAGGUAUCACAUUGCUAAAGUAUAUAGAAGAGAUAAUCCAGCCAUGACGAGGGGUAGAUAUAGGGAGUUUUAUCAAUGUGAUUUUGAUAUAGCCGGCCAGUUUGACCCGAUGGUGCCUGACGCAGAAUGUCUUAAAGUUGUUACCGAGAUAUUGGACUCUUUGGAUAUUGGAAAGUACAUACUGAAAGUGAAUCACAGAUGUUUAUUGGAUGGUAUGUUUGAAGCUUGUGGUGUACCGGCAGAGCAGUUCCGCUCUACAUGUUCUACGAUAGAUAAACUUGAUAAGUCACCAUGGCAAGAGGUGCGUACGGAAAUGAUCAAUGAGAAAGGCGUUACACCGGAAGCAGCUGAUCGUAUCGGGGAAUACGUAAGGUUGAACGGAAGUACGGAACUUGUGGAUAAAUUGCUUCAAGAUGAAAAACUAUCGAAGUCUAAAAGCGCGGUAGAAGGUUUACAAGGGAUUAAAUUGUUGUUAGAGUAUUGUGAGCUCUAUGGUAUAAAGGAUAAGGUGCUGUUUGAUCUGAGCCUUGCUAGAGGUCUGGAUUACUAUACUGGCAUUAUAUAUGAAGCUGUUUUGACCGAACCGAUCAAGAUUGGUGGUGAAGAGCAAAGUGUUGGCUCGAUAGCUGGCGGGGGCAGGUAUGAUAACCUCGUCGGGAUGUUUGACACCAAAAAUAAACAGGUUCCAUGUGUUGGUAUAAGUGUGGGUGUGGAGCGAGUAUUCUCAGUACUAGAAGCUCGUUUAGCGGCUGGGGAGUUGAGUGUACGGCCUUCUGAAAUAGAUGUUUAUGUAGCAUCCGCUCAGAAAGAUUUCCUAACUACCAGAAUGAGGAUAUGCAAUGAACUGUGGGAUGCUGGUAUUAAGGCUGAACAGCCAUACAAGAAGAAUCCAAAAAUGCUAAACCAAUUGCAACAUUGCGAAGAGAAUGGUAUACCACUAGCUGUUAUAUUGGGUGAAUCGGAAUUAAAACGUGGCUUGGUUAAAAUAAGAAAUAUAGUUACGAGACAAGAAGACGAGGUACCGAGAGAUAAACUUGUUGAGGAAUUGAAGAACAGAAUAAACAUGUUGAAUAUUAAUGUCAACGGACUUGAGAAAUGA
Molecule: messenger RNA, 1815 nt
Organism: Danaus chrysippus (African queen)
Lineage: Eukaryota; Metazoa; Arthropoda; Insecta; Lepidoptera; Nymphalidae
Source: the annotation of a GenBank genome assembly